UUCAAUUCAAAAGAGAUUCGAUCAUGGAUCUACGACACUACUUCACAGCUAAACCAAAGACAAAGGCAGAUGCACCUAAAGUAGAUGAAACUCCCAAGAAAUCUGAAAAGAAAACAUCCACCCGCAAGAAGACUAUUAUACCUGAUUUAGAUGAUGAAGAUGAGGAAGUAGUCGUCCAAGUGAAUUCGAAGCAUUUCACAGAUGCCAAACCCGCAGCACCACCUCCAAAGAAACAAAUCGUAGAGGUAGAUCCAAAAGCAUUCUUUGCAUCCGCAAAAGCCAAUAAGACACGGAAAGGGGCGACACCAGCUGUAGCAGAACAGGCUGUUCCCACAAAACCAGUCAAGGAAUCAAAUUUGAAAGACUCUAAGGAACCAAAAGCGGAAAAAGAAAUAAAAGAGUCCAAAGCAACAACGGCGGCGCCAGCAUCACCAGCACCAAAACGUGCUAAAAGGACCAGCAAUGAUGAUUACUUUGAGGAUGACAGUGAUGCAGAGAGUCUUCCACUACCUAAACCCAAAGUAGCGCAGACUGCCAAAGUGGAAGAGAAACAGUCCAAGACAGCCCCACCAACGUCGCCAAAGAAAACUGCCGUAAAAUCCUCUUCUUCCACCGCUAAAAAGCGCAAGAGCGCCUAUGAGGAUGAGGAGGGCGAGGAUGAUGAAGCUUAUCAGGAGGAAAAGGAGGAAAAGGCGAAGCCAACUAAGAAGAUGAAAGCUACAAAUCAAAAGACUGUGGAUAGCAACGCCAUGGAUGUGGAUGUGGAUGUGGAUAUGGACAUGCAUGAAAUCAAGGAAGAAAAACCGAAGAAAUUCAACUUCUGGGCGCACAAGAAUAAGGCUGGACCUUCAGCUCUUGGCUCUAAGGAAAUCCCAAAAGGACAAGACAAUUGCUUGGCUGGCUUCACCUUUGUUUUUACAGGAGAGCUAAGUUCAAUCACUCGUGAAGAUGCUGCAGAUUUAGUGAAGCGAUAUUCAGGACGUGUGACAGGCUCUCCCAGCGGGAAGACUUCGUUCGUUAUUGUCGGUGAUGAUGCUGGACAAUCCAAGCUGGACAAGGUCAAAAAACUAAAGAUUAAAACGCUGAAUGAGGACGAGUUCUUUGACUUGAUCCGUACCUCGCCUGCAAAGACAGAAGAUGGGGAAAUUCUGAAGACACCUUCCAAGGGUAGCUCUAGCGUUGCCUCUGCUAGUAACACAGAGGAUGCGCCAAAGAGGACAAUUAAGUCUGCUAAAUCAGAAGCAUCCACGGCAGCUUCAUCAUUACCAGCUGUCACUUCCUCUUCUUCAGCAUCUACAGCAGAUGCUAAUACCACGUCAAGCUCCAAGCCAGCAGCAAAGACCAAAGGCAAGCCGACGCAAGAUAGACCACAGGACUCAGAGUUAUGGACAACAAAGUACCGUCCCAGAGAUGUUAAAGAUCUGUGUGGUAACAAUGCAGCGAUCCAAAGGCUUUCUCGGUGGCUACAGGGAUGGGAAGAGAGCUACGCAAACAAUUUCAAGAAGGACAAUGCAGACAAAACCGGAACCUUCAGAGCAGUCCUGAUCUCGGGCCCACCUGGCAUUGGCAAGACAUCAGCGGCUCAUUUAGUCGGUAACACUCUGGGCUAUAAUAUUGUUGAGUUCAAUGCCAGUGACACUCGGAGCAAAAAGUCUCUAGAUGAGGAAGUUCGUGACCUUUUGGACAAUCAGUCGCUCGCCGGCUACUUCCAACACGGAACGGAAACAUCAGACAAAGGAAAAUCCGUAUCUGAAGAUAUUGACCCAUCUAUGGCUAAGAAACAACUCAUUAUUAUGGACGAAGUCGAUGGAAUGGCUGGAGGAGAUCGAGGCGGUAUUGCACAAUUGAUUUCAUUUAUCAAAAAGACGCGUGUCCCAAUUAUCUGCAUCUGCAACGAUCGACAAUCGCCUAAAGUGCGAUCACUCGUCAACUCGUGCUUCGAUAUGCGUUUUCAGAGGCCUCAGGUCAAUCAAGUGAGAUCAAGACUGAUGUCUAUCCUGCAUAAAGAGGGUUGUAAAGUUCCUGGGAAUGUGCUGGACAAACUUGUCUCCGGAUCACAGUCAGAUAUUCGCCAAGUGCUGAAUAUGUUAUCCACAUGGAGUUUGACUCAACAAGAGAUGGACUAUGAUGAAGGGACAGCUCUUUCCAAAGCAUCUGAGAAAUAUGUUGCUCUUAACCCCUUUCAAAUUGCGGAGCAGCUAUUGGUGGAAACCAACUAUCGGGCGCUCAGCUUACCAGAUAAAUUUGACACAUACUUUAAUGAUUAUCAACUGGCUCCUCUGAUGAUUCAGGAGAACUAUGUCCGAAUGAACCCAACAGAAGCUCGUGGAGACAUGGAUGGUCUCGCAGCGAUAGAGUUAAUGAGUAAAGCCGCAGAUUCGUUAUCAGAUGCUGAUCUAGUUGAUACUCUGAUUCAUGGGAGUGCGCAGCACUGGUCACUCAUGCCUACACACGCAGCCUUCUCGUGUGUCCGCCCGUCUUUCUUUGUCCAUGGAAGUAUGAGACCAGGCUCUGGAGGCAAUUUUGGCCCAAUGAUGCAAUUCCCUAGCUAUUUGGGUCAAUAUUCCAAGUCCUCCAAGUACAACCGUAUUGUAAAGGAUCUUCAAAUCCGGAUGCGUCUAAAGAUUUCAGGAGACAAGAAUGAAGUUCGUCAAAGUUAUCUGCCUGCAUUAUUCCCAGCUAUCACACGACCGUUAGUGAAAGAUGGUGUUGACGCGAUACCAGAGUUGAUUGAACUAAUGGACAGCUAUUAUCUCAGUAAGGAGGACUGGGAAGCGGUACUCGAACUAGGAAUUGGACGUAAUGAUGGUAAGAAAGUAAUGGACAGCAUCCCAUCAGCCGUCAAAUCGGCGUUCACCCGAAAAUACAAUGCCGAAUCACAUCCACAACCGUUCCUCAAGGCUGCAGCCGUAUCUAAGGGAAGAGGAUCAUCCGGUGGUGUUGUCACUGAUGAAGUUCCCGAUAAUUUGGAUGUGGUGGAGGCGGAUGCCCCUGUUCCAGAAGAAGUUGAUGAGACUACAGUGGCAGAAGAGGAGAGCAUUGAAAAGGACAGUAAUAUCAAGCAAAAGAAAACAAAGGGUGGUGCAGACGCAGGCUCUUCCUCCAAAGCAAAGGGCAAGGGCAAGGCUAAAGGCAAGGCUCGGAAAUAA
Lobosporangium transversale is the source of this 3149-nucleotide messenger RNA. RefSeq names its product replication factor RFC1 C terminal domain-domain-containing protein. The record is from RefSeq and is a predicted model, not a curated record. NCBI's taxonomy places the organism in Eukaryota, Fungi, Mortierellomycota, Mortierellomycetes, Mortierellales, Mortierellaceae. The transcript is spliced from 13 exons. Gene Ontology annotation, molecular function: DNA clamp loader activity; ATP binding; ATP hydrolysis activity. Gene Ontology annotation, biological process: DNA replication; DNA repair. Gene Ontology annotation, cellular component: DNA replication factor C complex; nucleus. Bases 24 to 3149 code for a protein of 1041 amino acids.